This is a messenger RNA of Psammomys obesus (fat sand rat), 1170 nucleotides long. RefSeq names its product membrane-spanning 4-domains subfamily A member 4D-like. The record is from RefSeq and is a predicted model, not a curated record. Gene Ontology annotation, cellular component: Golgi apparatus; membrane. The coding region runs from base 131 to 628 and encodes 165 amino acids. The transcript has 7 exons. NCBI's taxonomy places the organism in Eukaryota, Metazoa, Chordata, Mammalia, Rodentia, Muridae.
AAAUCCUGUCACUGUCAACUAACUGGUCUGGCAACCACAAAGCUGGAUCAGCGUCCAGUGGAAACGCAAGCAAAGCUUCUCCUGGAGUAAAACAUCGGGUCCUUUCCACUGCUGCACUGUUUCUGCUGCCAUGGAGGAAUUCUUGAAGGGGGAACCCAAAGUCCUUGGGGCUGUACAAAUUAUGAUUGCUCUCAUAAACCUGAGCAUAGGAAUAAUAAUGAUCAGCAUACCAUUUGAUCAUCGUGAACCAGCCAUUUCAUUGAUCUUAGCGACCCCAGCUUGGGGGCCACUGAUGUUCAUAAUCUCAGGAUCCCUGUCAAUUUCAGCAGCAGUGAAACCUACAAAGCGCCUGGUCACCAUCAGUCUAGUUUUCAACACCAUCAGCGCUGUGCUGGCUGCAGCCGCAAGCAUAAUGGGUAUCAUCAGUGUGAUUUUGGGUUUGCGUUCUCCCUUUCUUAAAAAUGAAGUUGAAACAGGUAUAGAUUCCUUGAUGCUCAUUUUAAAUUUGCUAGAAUUCUGCAUUGCUGUGUCUGUCUCGGCCUUUGGAUGUAAAGUAACCUGUUGUAACGCCAGGGAGGUUGUUGUAAUUCAAUCACCAAAUCCUGGUAUGACACCAAUGCUACCUUAACCAUUGGCACCACCAGAAUACCGAGGAAAAACGGUUCCAGAAAAUCUGUGCAAGAACCCCACCGGAGAACGAGUCUAAUUUCAACUGUGUGUGUGUGACUUCAGAAUCAUGUUCUCAUUAUUUGUUUCUCUGGAAAAUUAGCGCUUCAUUGCACUGGCUUUUGGACAGAAUAACAGACAUGCUAUUAAUAGAUACAUUAAGCAUUUACUAGGUCAAUAACACUUUAACAUAUUCUACUCAUUGUAUGAGCAAGAGAUAUUGAAUUGGCAAAGAUUUUGAAUACAAACUGAAAAAAAAAAUGUGUUAGUGAAAUAAGCUCUCCAAAGAGUGAAGACUGCAGUUCAUAUUUUUUUGAGGCUUUUACUAAAUAAGUAGAUUUAGCUGCUCAUGCUCAUAUAAAGACGCAUUAUCAUGUAAGACAAUAGGGAUGUUAAGUUACUAUGGCAGCCUAUGUUAAUCUCUUGUGCAUGUAUAUUACAUAACAACACAGUGUAUACUUUAAUUGAUGUGGUGAAAAUGACAAUAAAGAGAAGUAACUGAAA